Molecule: messenger RNA, 309 nt
Organism: Menidia menidia (Atlantic silverside)
Lineage: Eukaryota; Metazoa; Chordata; Actinopteri; Atheriniformes; Atherinopsidae
Source: the annotation of a GenBank genome assembly
AUGAAUCAAGACGGUAGCAACGUCAAUUACUCUUAUGCUGGAGAUGUAGCCAAACUGUCUGAGGGAUACCGUCAAAAGAGUGAGAUUGCUCAGAGUGUGACCCUGGAAACCAUUGAAGCCUUAGCAUUUAACAACCUUCUCAACCUUUCUGAAAUCUUCAUCAAGAACACAAAGAGCCUGGUGCACAUUGACAGAAGGGCUUUUAACAACCUACCAAAACUGCACUACUUGAGCAUCUCGAAUACUGGCAUAACAGUUUUCCCAGACCUUACAUCAAUCAAUUCACUUGAGUCAGAUUUCAUCUUGUGA